AUGGGCUCACUGCUGGUGCCCUGAGGGGCCCUGCGCCAAGUGGCAGUGACCCCGGGCACCCAUGGCAAUGAGAUGGCUGGGGUCUACCUGACCCAGCUGCUUCUGGCCCCAGGGGAGCUGCAGAAACCUAGCUUCGCCUCCAUGCCUGUGCCAGCCAAGCCAGGGGUCACAGCCACCUGGCUCCAAGUGGCCCUGGCUCCCCAGAGGACGGCAGAGAAGGGUGGGGGAAGGGGGCAGAGGGGAUGGUCCUCCUGCACCAUCGACCGGGAAGAGGAAAGUUACAGCGCACACUCAGUAGCUAAGAACCGCGGGAGAACCCCGGAGCUGGGCGCUCGCCUAGCUGGGGCCAACUUUUUCACCAGGAUGAAGGCACUUGUAGCUGAAGCUCUGGGCUUCAUCGAGCUGUUCAACCAGGGGUCGGGCUCCCAGCAUGGCUUUCCAGCCUUUGCGAUGGAAGCGCGUAGAACCGUGAGCCCCAUGGAAUUCCCACGCACCGAGUCACAGGCCUGGUGCACACAUCUUUAUAAAGGGGAGUCCGCCGUGUACCCCGUAUUCAUCAGCGAGGCUGCCUAGCACAAGAAAGGCAUUGCCUUCAUCCAGACGGAGACGCUCACGUUCUCCACGCCUCCCCUGCCCGCCCUGGCAUCCAGCCCCAACCUGGGUCCCUAA
This is a messenger RNA of Phacochoerus africanus (Common warthog), 669 nucleotides long. It is a transcript of the gene ACY3, whose product is annotated as aminoacylase 3. Gene Ontology annotation, molecular function: aminoacylase activity. The record is from RefSeq and is a predicted model, not a curated record. Lineage: Eukaryota; Metazoa; Chordata; Mammalia; Artiodactyla; Suidae.